AUGACAUGCAAAGGCUGCAUGGAGAGGGACAAUGUGAGCAGUGGCGCAACCAUGGAGUUCAUCCUGCUCGGCUUCUCUGAGCUGCUCCAUCUGCAGGUCCUGCUCUUCUUUACCUUCCUCAUUGUUCAUUUGAUCACACUGGCAGGGAAUAUGAUGAUCUUCAUAGCGGUGGUGAUGGAACCCUCACGUCCUCCCAUGCUUUUCUUCCUCGGCCAACUCUCAGCUGUGGAGCUGUGCUACACUUUAGUCAUCGUGCCCAAGGCGCUGCUCAGCCUGGCAGUGGGUGGCAGCCCCAUCUCCAUGCUGGGCUGUGCCGCACAGAUGCACUUCUUCGUGGCCCUUGGUGGUGCCGAGUGCUUCCUGCUGGCAGCCAUGGCCUACGACCGCUACGUGGCCGUCUGCCAGCCCCUGCGCUACGCGGCCCUCAUGGGCGAGGGGCUGUGCCUCCGCCUGGCUCUGGCCUGCGUCCUGGGAGCCUUCACUGUGGCCCUGGGCCUGACAGUGGCUGUGUUCCGCCUGCCCUUCUGUCAUCCCUGCUGCAUCGACCAUUUCUUCUGCGACGUGCCCGCCGUGCUGCGCCUGGCCUGCACGCAGGGCUACGCCGCCGAGCUGGCCCUGCUGGCGGCCUGCGUGCUCCUCCUGCUGCUCCCCUUCCUCCUGAUCCUGGCCUCGUACCUCUGCAUUGCUGUGGCUUUAUUAGGUGUCACCUCCCUUGUGGGAAGGGGCAAGGCCUUUUCCACCUGCAUUUCGCACCUGGCCAUCACCUUACUGCACUAUGGCUGUGCCACCUUCAUCUACAUUCGUCCCAAGUCCAAUUACUCACCGGCCCGGGACAAGGUGGUGUCUCUGGUCUACACCAACGUUACUCCUUUAAUGUAUCCCCUCAUUUACAGCCUGCGGAACAAGGAAAUCAGAGGGAUCCUCAGGAAAAUGCUGAGGAAGAAGAAAAUAGGUGAACUGGGAUACUAUCAGAGUUGUGAUGUGUGUGUGUGGUAA
Agelaius phoeniceus (red-winged blackbird) is the source of this 996-nucleotide messenger RNA. RefSeq names its product olfactory receptor 10AC1-like. Gene Ontology annotation, molecular function: G protein-coupled receptor activity; olfactory receptor activity. Gene Ontology annotation, cellular component: membrane. NCBI's taxonomy places the organism in Eukaryota, Metazoa, Chordata, Aves, Passeriformes, Icteridae. Gene Ontology annotation, biological process: G protein-coupled receptor signaling pathway. The record is from RefSeq and is a predicted model, not a curated record.